Molecule: messenger RNA, 7959 nt
Organism: Ficedula albicollis (Collared flycatcher)
Lineage: Eukaryota; Metazoa; Chordata; Aves; Passeriformes; Muscicapidae
Gene: HEATR3
Product: HEAT repeat containing 3
Exons: 15
Coding region: 166-2100 (644 amino acids)
Biological process (GO): ribosomal large subunit biogenesis; protein import into nucleus
Source: RefSeq, a predicted model, not a curated record
GCCCUCGGCCCUGCGGAGCUCGCCUUCGGCCUCCCGGCCGGAGACUGCUGCGGGUGGCCAGGGCCAAGAGUCCGAGAGCCGCACGUAAUGAUCGACGGAUAGAAAAUGCUGAAAAAGGCUCAGUUUGGCCACUUGGAUGCCAUAGUCCUGGCUUAAGUAUUGCAGAUGAAAACUGAUGUAUAUCUACUUCUGCAGCUGCAGCAUCCAAGUGCUGAGGUGAGGGAGUAUGCCUGUGCCAGUAUUUCCAAGCUGUUGCAGCAGAAGCACGUCAUCCCAGCCUUCGUGCAGAGGGACGUGGUGCGCUGUUUGGGGCCCCUGCUGAUGGAUCACAGCUUGCCUGUGCGGGAAACGGCUGCAGGCGCUCUCCGAAAUCUGAGUGCUUGUGGAGGAUUUGAUGUCUGUGAUGACAUGGUGACAAACGACAUCAUGACACCCCUGGUUGCACUUCUGAAAGAGUGCAGCACUGGACUGGAUGCUAACCAGCUCUCUCCAAAAAAAUGCCGAGGGACGAACAAAAAUUAUAUUGAAGACAUAGCCAAUGAAGCUGUUAAUUUGCUGUGGAAUAUAUGUGAAUGCAACAAUACUGCCCUAUAUAUAUUCAAUAAAGAAGGAUGUCUGGAGCCUGUGUUACAUUACAUGAAGAACUAUGCCACGAAUGUGGAUCUGGCUAUUUCAGUAGCAAACUGCUUGCAAGCAGUGACAGAAGAUAAUCCAGAUCUUCUCUCUUCAUUUAAUGCUUCUGCACAACAAAUACUGGAAGCAGUGAUGUUGUGUCCAGAGAGCACCAUGAAGCACAUCCUUCUGAGAACACUGAUAGCAGGCACCAUCUGGAAUAUAAAGGAUACCAUUCCACCAGGCAGCCUGGGAAGCACAGUUAAUGCGAUCCUGAAGAUAUUUUCAGAAUCAUUGGCAAUAGAUGCUGGUGAAACAAUUAUUCGUAUGAAUGAAGCUGAAAAAAAUAGGUUAAAACUUGCUGUGGAAGCAGAAACUGAGGAAAACAUGAGUGAUACUGCAGAAAACUGUGUUUUGAGUGAAGAUGACAUGGAAGAAGUACAAAAAGGACAAGUCAGAAGAGAAAAUGAUAUUUCAGAUUUACUUCCAUCUGAUAAGUGGGAACUGAAAGAAGUGACAGCUUUACUGACGGCUCAGCAGACUGCUCUGGAAAUCAUUGUUAAUAUGUGCUGCAGUGAAGAUCCCUCUGAUGACGAGUGGGAAGAACUCUCCAGCAGUGAUGAGAGUGACUUGUUCAUGGAAAACUCGUACAACGAGGGGAGUGGGCUGCUGCUGUCACCCCUGUGCCUCUCUGAUGAGGUUAACUCAGCAUUUCUGAACAACCUCAUUCCAAAGAAGAUUCUUGAAAAAACUGCUUUUCCGAACACUGUUGCUCUAGACAUCUGUAUGCACAAUCCGUCUUGGAAGUCAUUAAUUAAAAAACUGAAUGCAGUGCAGUGUAGAGCUUUAACAUGUCUUCAGAGCAUUUUGUUGGUAUCAGAUGUGGAUUGUCUUGGGGGAGCUUCAGCACUUCAGUCCCUUGCACAGCAUCUCUCACAGCUGAUCUUUUCUAAAACAGAACUCCCUACAGACACAGAAUUCCUGGAAGCUGUAACCAGUGCUUUGAGGGCUCUCCUACAAACAAUGGCAUCAAAGAACAUCUCCCAGUGUAUGACUCCUGAGCAGCUAUUGGCUUUGUGUGAGGCUGGUAUUCAAAGCAGCAAUGCCAGUGUUAGAGUGAAUGUGGUGAGCAUCCUUGGAAUUUCUGGCAGUGUCCUGGCAAAAGGACAAGAUACAGCUGAAACACUGAAGAUGAUUGGAAAAUUUCUUCUUGAGGUUGCUAUGAAGGAAUCUUCUCUUGUGGUAGCAGGGGAAGCCUUGGAUGCACUUUUUGAUGUAUUUGCAGAUGGUAAAGAAGCAGAAAAGGCAGCCUUACAGAUCAAGUUGCUUCCAACACUGAAGGAGUUUCAGCCAGUGUUCAGAAUGAGGAUGCGAAAAGAAGGCAAAGGACAAUAUAGUACAGAUCAACUGUGUGUUCUUGACAAUGUGAAGAUGAAUUUGAGAAGAUUCAUUGCAUAUCAGGAGACACUAGGGAAAACCCCAACUUGAAACAUUGAGGAACUUUAAGGUUUUCAUUACAAAGAAAUGUUUACAAAAAAUAUAACUGUUUUGAAGUUCCAAACUUUACUGAGCAGAGCAGUUUUGCUUUGAUGUUAAUGCAACAUUUUAUGACAUUCAGUAUUUUUAUACUUUUGGGUUGAUGCAAUAUGAAAGACAUAUGAGCAUCAAAAACCCCAUAACAUACCCUAAGAUUGUUGGAGUGAUAAGAAGGUGCUCUUUAGGUCCUGAGAUCUGUACGUAGCACCACUGUCAUUGCUGGAUAUCUUCAUGUACCCUGGCAGAAAACUACACUUGGGUGAAAAAGUAAUUCCGAAAAUAUUCUUGGUCAUGUGACAGGUUGGGGGGAAAAAAAAGGAAAAGCUCAAUAUCUAUUUCAGGGAAUGGAGCAGUGGGAGAAUGUUCAUAUUUGCUGUUUGCUCUUACCUGUUCCUAGAAUUGCACAGGCACUUAUGGCAGACUUCCCAAAAGGAUUAUGUGAUGAAUGUGUAGAUUUAUCAUUUAUGAUAAAUUCAGUAUGAUAGCUUUUUGCUGUGAAAAUCCAUACACAGCUCUCUGUCUUCAUUUUGAUUAGUAUUUCUGAAAAUUAAGUCUCCUAUUUUAUGGUCUUCCUUGUAAUUCUGCACCAGGAUGAACUUGAAUUCAGGGAAGUAGUAAACCUAGCAGAAAGUAUUUUUUAUACUGAGGUAUUACCUGAAGUAAAUUUAUAUUUGCUUAAAACACCUUUUGCAAAUAUUUGUGAUGGAGAUUUUUAAGCUGUAAAAACCAGAAAAUAUUUUUUAAAAAUAUCGUUGUUCCAUGUGAAUUGCGUGAUAUAUUCCAUAUAUCAAAACUCUGGUUUUGUUUCUAUGAGUGAGGUCCUCUCAUACACAUUUUUCAAGAAGAAACCCCACAACUAAACACAGAAACAUUUUGUUGUGCUGGUUUUUGAAAUGGGAGGUUUUUUUCUCCUCUCUCAGUGUGCUGCCUUAGCUCAGGCAUCCAGUUUUUUGCAGAAUUUUUUCCAUGUUAGAAUCAUGGAACUUAAAAAUACCAAAUUUGCUCUAUUUGUUAGAUUUCAUUCUCUAAGAUUGGAAAAUAGACUUGAGAACUAACUGGUAACUUGCAAGUGACUGGCUUUCUAAAAUCCUGACAAGGUAUUUUGUCAAAUGCAAGAGGAAGAGAAAGAGGAGUUUAAGCAGCUGUACUGCCUGGAACUGCUGUUACUUUACUGGAGUCAGAAGAAAUGUGUGAUGUGAUGUGAUGCCUGUUAGUCAAAGAGCAGUGAGAGGUUGGGAUUGGGGGGGCUCAAGGGCCUUUGAGGCUGGACUAGAGAAAACCAGGAGAAGUCGAGCAUGGAGUGGAUGAGAGGUUAUCCAGGGAUUUGGCAGGGCAGGCAGAGAAGAGGUCUGGAGUGUAACAGCUGAGGAAAGGUGGAUUAUGGCAUAAUACCCUACAGUGUAUGGAUUUUAAUCCUGGUGUUAGUUAUACUUGCUGUACACUGACCACACUAUACUGUUAGCCUGAUGAAGGGUAUUAAUAUUUGUUUGGAGCACUUAAAGGACUUCCACAUGGAAAGUCCUGUUCUCAUUUUCUGGGUGCUACCUUGAAUUGCAGGAUGUUCUAGAUUGGAAGGGAUCUCUGGAGGUCUCAGUCUAGUCCUCUGAUCAAAGCAGGGCUGACUUGGGAGACAGGUUGUACUAGGUCUUGAACAUCUCCCAGAAUGGAAAUUCUGGACAGCCUUUUCUGAGGCUUGACUGUUCUCACUGGAAGCACCUUUCUUUCCCUUUUCCCCUUGUGCCUUGUAGGACUUCUCCUGCUGCAAAAUGUGCCUCUUGUCCUCUGACUGCACACCAUGAAGAAGAGUCUGGCUCCAUCUCCUAACCCCCACUUGGCAGCUGAAAACAGCAGUAGUAUUUCUGUCUUCUCUAGGCCAAAUGAACCCAGCUCCCUCAGCUGUUCCGUGUAUGCCCUCUCACCCUCCAACCAUCUUAGUGGCCUUCUUGACCUGCUGUACUGUGUCUUGUACUGAGGGCCCAAAACUGAAUGCACUUUUCCAGAUGUGAUCUCCUACGUGCUGAAUAGAGAGAAGUAAUUGGUUUUCUUGUCCUGCUGCCCAUGCUCCUGCCAGUGUAGCCUGUUAUUUGUUAGCUGGUGUCACUGCUGCCUUCAACUUACUGUCCACCAGGACCCUUUGGUCCUUCUCUCCAAAGCUGUCCUGUGCUCAUUUAAUCAAGAGCACUGUCACAGAUAUAGGACUUUGCAUUUUACAAGUGUAGCAGCCAGAAUCUGUUUCCUGGGGACUGUUAGGUAACCAAAGUAUGUUAUUUUUUGGUUUGGGUUUUUCUUUUAGGUUGAUAAUGACAAGAAACAUUUAAUCUACAAAUACAAAUCUGAAAGUUGCAGGUAAAUAUACAGAGGAUAGGGCACCCAUGGAAACAUGGUUUCCUUAAUUUAAUCAGUUAGGCCCUGGUUUUUUUCCUUCAAGUGAAAGAAACCCAGACUGACAUUUAGAUCUUAAACUAUUCUGGCAAUAGGAAUGCAUGGGAUUUUUUUUUUUUUUUUUGCUAUACUGUGAUCAGCUGAAUGUCUUGAAAAAAUAUUUUCAUAAUGAGAUUGGUGCAUAGUACAAACCGUAUCACUUAAAGAAGAAUAUUAAUGCAUCUAUGGAAGACAAGGCAAGUUAUGAGUGAUUUAAAGAAGUGUCAAAUCAGUGACUAAAACCAGAUGAGAUACACUGGCACAAAAGAGCUAAGCUACAAGAUUGGGGCUAAAAGUUGUUUUGACACAACUAAGGAAAAUUAAGGCAGCAGCAGAAGUGAUGAUAAUGUGCAAAUGAAAUGUUUUGGGGGCUCUUUGAACACUGGUUUAUUUAAUAGGUCUAGGGUAAGCUUCAGACAAAGACCAGGAUCCUUUACAGCCUACAAAGGGAAAGACAGAUCCUGAUACUUUGAGAGUGGCAGAAAUUGGACUGAUGUAGACAGUGUGUAGCAUAAGUAAAUAGAUACCAAAUAGAUGUAAGAGAUCUUCAUCAGUUAAUCUCAUCAUACAGAUAAGACUGGUAUCAAAACAUGUAUCUGAAUUGGAUAGCUAAUUCUGGUCCCUAAGGCAUCAUCUGUCUGCUUCAGUUGAAAACCACAGUCCUUGGAAAGUAUGGAUUGCUGCUCUGCUUGUGUCCCUGUCUGACGCUGAGCACAACAGACUGGCUCUGAGCUGAGCUGUAAUACCAAAAUAGCUGCUGAAUUUACCUUACUCUGUGGUAUCAAGUAGAGUGUGAAGGAGGCUGUGGCUCCCUUGCCCUGUUCAGGAGCAGCAGGACCACUGGUAUUUUCUGCUGCCUUGGUUUCUGCAGCCUGCAAAAUGUUGAAUUCCCAGCUGUAGAAAUGAGGAAUUAUCACUUGUGUGGUUUUAUUCUUGCUCUCUAUGGAAAGAAACAAGUGGCAAGAUUUGAAUGUGCAUUUGUUGUUUAUGCAUCUUGCCUUGACAUUCACAAGCAGAUGGCUGUAUACCACAGUCAACAGUUUAACUUUUUGGGGGUUCUGGUGUGUGUUGAAGGUAAUUUUUUUGCACAGUAUGGGCUGUUAUUUUUUUCAAGAUUGUCUUCUUCGAGGAACAAGAAUAAUUUCAACCAGUACCACUUGGCUUAGUUUGAUGUUUGUAUUUUGAGAGUCAAAUACAAAAAAGAAUGAGAGCAGUAAAAUUACAAAACGAGAACUGCGUUGGAGAACAAAUGAAUUUAAAAUUCGUUUGUCGUUUAAGUAUUAUAAAUUAAAUUCAUACCUUGUGAAAUAUUAACAUAAAACAACCAACCAAAAAUGCCCAUAAACUCAAUUUCUGUUUCCUUUGUGAGAGAUUUUCAAUAAAAAGAUGCCCAAGGACUGCAUAGAAAUGUCUAGCCUUAUGUUUACUGUUGCAAAUUCCAAUUCAAGCAAUGAUGGUGGUAAUUGAAAAUAAUGUAAUUGUUCCUUUCUGGCACAAGUGACUUUAGUAAACAAUCUAUAUAUAGUUUGUUCUGGACAAGCUGUUAAGAUAUAUAACUUUAAGAUAAUUGGCAAAAUCUGAGGUCUCUGACAGACAAUAGAUGAAAGAACAUGAAGUUUUUCCACCAGGCUGACACAUGGUGAGCCUUUCUGUUUGAAGAAGCUUUUACUUGAGUGGUGGGGUUAUUUUUGGUCUAAUUUUCAACAAUUUAAAAUUGUUAAUCUUUGUACCUUCUGAGAAAAAAAUGGAGACAUAAGUAAAUUCACUUCAAAUUAAUUUUGUUUCUGUAUCAAUUUUGUAAGCUUCUUGGCUCUAUGAGGGGCAUUUUGUCAAACAUACAGACGCAAAUCAGUGACCACAUAAACUCUAGUUUGAGGCUUGAACACACAAGGAUAUAGCAAGAUGCUUUUUGCUUUUGAAUCUGGGUGUCAGGAGCUCCUUGCAUUACUGUUACAUUAUGGGUUUAAAUCAAACUACUUGGGAACUGAAGUGAGAUCCCACUGUAAUAAUCUGUAUGCUGUUGGAGUGAUUGUGGCUGCUGCGUGUUCUCAGCACAAUGAGGGUCCUGAUGCAGCCCUGGUAUUGUGAAGUGCUCACAUAAAUCCCUGCACCAUCCUGAAAGAUGUGUUUGGCUUUCAGUAAAGCUUCUGGUUUCGUGUUCCUGCUAUGAUAAAAAUCCCAUUGAGAAUUGUUUUCUUUCUCCUCUGAUGUGAUAUUUUUUUUUAACUUUUAAGGAAUAUUGCAUUAGCUUCUUCCCUCCUCUCUGCCCCUUCAAAUGGAGAGUGAAAAAUGCUUCCAGAACUUCAUGGAAGAGUGGCUGAUUCAGCUAGUAAAUGCAUGAUGUUUCCAAAGAACCUUUCCUGGGAAGUUCCCUUUUUAGUAAAUAAAAGAGUUAAAAUUCAAAGCAGUGAUCUAAAAAAUCCAAUUUGACCAUAUGAAAAUGUGGGUUUUGUUUUUUAUGUCCCCCAUGGCAUACUUGCUGAUCUAAAGCAUUUCUGUUACAACAUCACCUGUAUUGCAUCCUGGCUAUAUUUGCUUGGGACUAUGGUUGCUACUGAGGGAUCCUGUAAAUUAAUAAACAUCAGUCCUAUAACAAAACUUGUUGGCAUUUAUGUGCUAUGAGUGUAGACUAAUGGAUUUUUGCGGAAUUAACUUUAUUAGAAAAGGCAACAAAUCAGUUGUUUUUCCUGUUAGGGAAAUCUUUUUUUUGACUUACACCUUUUCUUUGUUGCAUUUUAAAAAGUUUAUUAAUUGAAACGUUAUUUGAAGUUUUGAUAUAUAGGGAACAUAAUUUAGACUCUUCUUGUUACCUUUUCCUGCUAUGCUUAUAAUUCUCAGAAUAACUGAAGAAUGUGGGGUUUGAAAAAUAGGGUUAUUCAUAGUGGCUAUUCCCCAAUUCCAAGACGUGUUCAAGUCCCGCCAGUUUCCAUUUGGCUUUCAAUAGUGGUUUUAGGUACAGGUCCUAAUUUUCAAAGCAGUUAAAUUUAAAAAAUUUCAAAGCAACCCACAGAUUUCACCUUCUUGAUUUGGUUCUGUUUCUCUUGGGCAAUGCACAUCAGACACGCUGUGACAUAAGAGAGAAGUGUGGAGGGCAGUGUCUUCUGCUCUGGGAUGGUGGGGAGAAGCCAGAACUUCAGCCUUUGGUUGUCACCAGAAAAUGGUGCUAAGUCUUCUUUGCAAACUGUUCACUUCAUGGAAUGCUUGAAAUUGGAAUCUGACUUUUUAAUUCUAAACUCUCCACCUCCAGCUUCCUAAAGAGAAAUCAUCUCCCAUGCAAUUCUGAAAGUGGGGGAAGCACCAGGCCCUUCCUGCAAAAUGCUGGAAACUUUGUAGCUGAUAUUAAAGAUGUUUUAAGGCUGUAGUAUGAAAACACUAAAAAUAAAACCGAGU